AUGGCUCAAGGGAAAGGAAAGGUAGCAAUUGUGGGAAGUAACCCCCACAAUUCUGAUCUUUGCAGCGGAUUGAUAGGAUCAUGUUGGGCUACCUUGUUCGUUAGCGCAGGUUACUCAGUUUGUCUUUACGACAUUUCGGAUGCUCAGCUCGAUUCAGCCAAGAAACACAUAUUGCAUAAUCUACAAAAACUGAAGGAAUCCACAUGUGAAACAGUUGAAUUCAAAAAGAAAGUCUUCUCUGAAAUGGAUAAAUGUGCAUCUUCAGAAAUUAUACUUGCAAGCAGUACCUCGACAAUACCUGCGUCAAAGUUCACCGAAGACCUAACACAU
Ostertagia ostertagi is the source of this 330-nucleotide messenger RNA. NCBI's taxonomy places the organism in Eukaryota, Metazoa, Nematoda, Chromadorea, Rhabditida, Trichostrongylidae. The record is from the annotation of a GenBank genome assembly.